Molecule: messenger RNA, 1936 nt
Organism: Corticium candelabrum
Lineage: Eukaryota; Metazoa; Porifera; Homoscleromorpha; Homosclerophorida; Plakinidae
Product: phosphatidylinositol 3,4,5-trisphosphate 3-phosphatase and dual-specificity protein phosphatase PTEN-like
Exons: 2
Coding region: 419-1633 (404 amino acids)
Biological process (GO): phosphatidylinositol dephosphorylation; protein dephosphorylation; regulation of phosphatidylinositol 3-kinase/protein kinase B signal transduction
Cellular component (GO): cytosol; plasma membrane; cell projection
Molecular function (GO): phosphatidylinositol-3,4,5-trisphosphate 3-phosphatase activity; protein tyrosine phosphatase activity
Source: RefSeq, a predicted model, not a curated record
CACGGUGUUUAUGUCGAGUCUCGUGCUGCAGUAGUUCUCCCACCAGAUGCUAAGAUCUAGAGGAAGAGAGAAAUUUCUGUAGUUUAUUGAAUGUCAUGCCGGUUUUGUUUUAAGAAAUUGUGCUUUUCCUCUAGCUGGAAAUGCUGAUAAUGACGUAAAGGCCGGGACUUUUUGUCUGAUCAUGUUGUGCUUCUGCGAAAAACACGUGGCUCCUGUUGCAACUGCUAGGUGUCCGGCUAGGUGUUGACUUCUCUGUAUCAAGGGCUCACAAUCCACUCACGCGAUCAACAAUUCAAUAUUUUGAAGAGCGUGUUUAUUUACACCAUCCGAUCAGUCACUGUGAGCCUACCUGCGUCAAAGUUCAUUGAGUGGAUCAGACACACUGAGACGCCGCUACUUGGUGAAGGCAGUUUGACACAUGGCUACAAAGCUGAAAAUGUGUGUUCUUAAUUCUAAGAAGAAGCGUCAUUUCAAUGACUAUUUUGAUCUCGGCCUAACGUAUAUUAGGCCCAACAUUGUUGCUAUGGGCUUUCCUUCAGGUGUACUCAAAGGCUUCCACUACAGAAAUCACAUUGAUGAUGUUGCUCGAUAUUUCGACAGUCGACAUCUCGGCCGAUACAAAAUUUACAACCUCUGUGCCGAGAGAAAGUACGAUCCAUCGUUGUUCCAUCAUCGUGUUGUCGAGUACGGAUUUGAAGACCACAACGCUCCACCAUUCGAGUUGAUGCGGCCGUUUUGCGACGAUGUGAAUGAAUAUUUGCGUGAGAAUGAGCAAAAUGUAGCAGUAAUUCACUGCAAUACCGGAAAGGGUCGGACUGGUGUAAUGAUAUGUGCUUACAUGCUUCACAUUGGUCUUUUUGAUACUACUAGAGAAACACUGGAUUUCUAUGGAGAUUGUUGCACAUUAAUAAACAAGAAAGGUGUCACUAUUCCCAGUCAACGAAGAUAUGUUUACUACUAUGGUCACUACGUAAAGGGAGGAAUGCAAUAUCGACAAACCACUCUUCUUCUUCGUGGAUUCAAGAUGCAUUAUCCUCCCAGUUUUAGUCGUGGCUCGUGCCAACCGUUUUUCAUUAUCCGGCAGGGCUUGGAUAAAGUCAAGCUCUUUACAUCAAGGAUUUAUCAAUCACCUUCCUCGUCUGCUCCAGAUGCACACAUUAUCAACAUGAUGCUUCCAGCUCCUGUCCCGAUAUGUGGUGAUAUCGAGGUUGAGUUUUAUCACAUCCUGCCUUGGUUUACGAAAGAGAAGCUGUUUCAGUUUUGGAUCAACACGUUCUUUGUUCAUGCAAAAGUGAGGGAAGACGACGACGUCGACGAAUCGUUUCCAAGAACGACUUCGGAAGGAACUCUAGGAUCUACGUCGACAGAGCAGGAGUUUAUAUUAUCUUUUGAUAGGUUAGGUCUAGACAAGGCAAACAAGGACAAGAAACAUUACUCUGAUAAAUUUCGAUUGGAGUUGUUUUGGAGUCCCACUGAGGCCGAUGAGGCGGAUGGCAUUGGCAGGGAGCUUAGUGUAGACUCAUUAGUAGAUGAUGCCCCAUCUGCACUGAACGAUGACAAGGAGGACUUGUAUAAUUACUUUGAUACAGACCCGGAGGACGAAUGGAAAGACUGUCCAACGACGCCUGUAUGAUUGAUUGACUUUGGAGGGAGGGCUUGUACCAUUGGGUUAUGUGCACAGUAUGGGUACUGACUGGCUUUUAUGUAUCGAUUGAAUUGGUUAUGUGGACACUUGGCUUGGUGGUAGACGGUUUUUAUCAUGGUGAUUCAUGUUGUGUGUGCGUGUGUUAUGUGGGCAUGUGAGCUAGUUGGAUAGAUACCGUGUCUUGUGCUGUGAUUUGCUACUGAUUGUAGGUUUCAGUGUAUUCCAGUUUCUUUCUCGGUGUGACGUUUAGCCUCAAUGACAGUAUUAUUAUGGCUGUUUAUCAGAACAUUC